AUACAUAAGACAUGUCAUAGGAAUGUCAUACAACAUGUCUGACUCUGUCAAAGUUUGCGCUAGUGGGUAGAGUUUGAGAACAAAAAUAAAAUAAAUCCAUCUGUUUUCUUGGAGGAAAAUUCGUGUGAAAAAAAGCCAUUUAGGGUGAAAUUCCGUAGUUUAUGCAUUUGUGAAUGAAGUGGUGAUAGUUUGUGGAUGUAUUUGGGUGUGUGGGGGGUGCAAAAGUGCUGUGAAAAUAAGGACUUGUGUAGGGGAACGCGUGUGAAAAAAAGUCAUCAUCCCCCUUUUUUCUUGUGAGGAAGUUUUUGUCUCCCAAUGACGGUUUUGUUGUGCAAAUCCUGCCCAAAGCUUCGUGUCUCCUCAUCCGUACCACACAAAGGUCCCCACUGUGAUGUUCUCAAACGGUUUACCGUGUAAUUUGCCCUUUCCCAGCUGCCUCGGAGUGCCAAAACACGAAAGCGACGAACUUCUGCCCAUCAGUAUGGGGAGUCGUGAGCCAGUCAUCCUCAAUGUCUACGACAUGUACUGGAUCAAUGAGUACACCACUUCACUCGGACUGGGUGUCUUUCACUCUGGCGUGGAGAUUUUUGGCACGGAAUUCGCCUACGGUGGCCACCCGUUCCCCUUUACGGGGGUCUUUGAGAUCCAGCCACGCGACCACGAUGAGCUCGGGGAGCAAUUUCGCUUCCGGCAGAGCAUCCAGAUUGGCUGUACGGACUUCACGGAGGACGAAGUGAGGCGUAUUGUGGAGGAGCUUGGCAAUCAAUUCCGCGGCGAUCGGUACCAUCUCAUGAAUAACAAUUGCAAUCACUUCUCAAGUGCACUCACGCAGAUACUCUGUGGCCAGGAGAUACCCAGCUGGGUCAAUAGACUCGCACACUUUAGCUCCUGCGUGCCAUUCCUCCAGCGGUGUCUCCCCAAGGAAUGGUUGACUCCGAAUGCCUUACAGCAAUCAAUAACGGCCAUCCAAGACCGAGGGAGUGCCUCUGGGAACAAUACAGCCGUGACUGCCGAAUCUGAGGUAUAUUUCGAGAGCAAGUGAACUAAGCACGGGGCAUCCACCAAACUGAACGAUGAAUCUUUUUUAUUUUAAUUAUUAUUAUUAUUAGAAUAUUUAAGGGCUUAAAAAACAAAUCACACACAAAAAAACACCAUUAAAACAAUUUGAGGGGUUGAAUUAUUAGCAAAUAAUUGAGAAGAUAUUCCAAGUCAUGUUAUUUUAGAGAAUGAACAAAGAAGAAAAAUUAAAGGUCUCAUGAUACCAAAAUUAGAAGAAAAAAAAAGAAAAAUCACUCAUUUUAAUAAUUAAAAAAAAAAAGAAAUAAGAAAAUAAGAGAUUUGUAGACUCCUUUGAAGGCAUUUCAGUUGCGCGCGUCAUUUUCUACUGAUAACAAAAAGGAUCUAUUUGGUCCCUUUAAAAAAAAGUUAUUAGGAUUAAAUUUAAAAAUCUGUGUAAAUCACAAAAUUAUGGUGUUUGUGGAAAGAGAGAAUCUUGUGUGUAGGAAAAGUUUAUCAGCAGAAAAGAAUCAAAAUCGCCACAAAAAAAGCGAUAAAUUCUGCGAGAUAAAUUGCGUGUGUCUGUCUUGUGAGUGUUUGAAAAGCUUCUAUCUUUUUUUUUUGCAUUGCAUUGAGAUGAAAAAUCACCCAAAAAAAAAAGAAUUUUUUUUAGAAUCUUUUAGAACUCACUUUUCAUUUCUUUUUCUUUUUGUUUUUCAACAAACCCAAAAUCACCUAAAAAUGUGUAAAUAGAAAAUAAUUAUAAAUGAAUAAAACUUACAUAAGAUAGAGUGUUUGAAAUACUUACAUUUUGUGAGAGACUAACAUGUGAAACAGGCACUAAUUUUAUUUUAAAAUGAAUGAAUAAAAUAAAUUUAAAAAAAAUGAUAAUCUCUCAACAA
Lutzomyia longipalpis is the source of this 1898-nucleotide messenger RNA. RefSeq names its product deubiquitinase DESI2. The record is from RefSeq and is a predicted model, not a curated record. Gene Ontology annotation, molecular function: deubiquitinase activity. The transcript is spliced from 4 exons. Gene Ontology annotation, biological process: protein deubiquitination. NCBI's taxonomy places the organism in Eukaryota, Metazoa, Arthropoda, Insecta, Diptera, Psychodidae. Bases 392 to 1042 code for a protein of 216 amino acids.